AAACUAUUUCGUUAAAUAAGCUUUCUUCUUUCAACUCCACUGCGUAUUCUCUAUACAUAUAACGGCAAAUUAGGGUGACAUCUCUCCCAAGCAUUAGUGUCCUCUACGUGUGAUACCAAUGGAGAUCCGUUUUCCCUUCUUUCAACUCCUUUUCACCUUCAUCUUCGUCAUCUUGCCCAUCACCUUUAAAAUUCUACAGAAAUAUAAAACAGCAAAGCUGCCCCCAGGGCCUUGGAAGCUUCCCCUCGUAGGAAACCUCCACCAGCUUGUUGGCUCCCUACCCCAUCACUCCCUCAGAAACCUCGCAAAAAAAUAUGGCCCCGUUGUGCACCUACAGCUUGGCCAAGUAUCCACCGUUAUAAUUUCUUCUCCAGAUAUGGCGAAAGAGGUCAUGAAAACCCAUGAUAUAAUCUUCGCGUACAGGCCCAAUCUUCUCGCUGCUAGAAUCAUGUCUUACGAUUCAACAAACAUUGCUUUUUCUCCUUACGGCAAUUACUGGAGACAACUACGAAAAAUUUGUAUGAUGGAGCUUUUAAGUCCAAAUCGUGUACAAUCAUUCCGAUCUAUCAGAGAAGACGAAGUAGAAACUCUCAUAAAAACUAUAUCUUCAUCUGCAGGAUCACCCGUCAAUCUUGGAGAGAAAGUUUUCUCAAUGAUUUAUAGCAUAACCGCAAGAGCUGCCUUCGGCGAAAAAUGCAAAGAUCAAGAACAGUUUAUGUCACUUAUCCUGAGAAGUUCAGCGCUAGCCGGAGGUUUCUGCUUAGGUGAUAUGUACCCUUCAGUGAAAGCGCUUCAAGUGAUCAGUGUGUCAGCAUAAAAUAGUUUUAAAUCAGUAAAACAGAGUAGAUCAGAGUAUAA
This is a messenger RNA of Manihot esculenta (cassava), 858 nucleotides long. RefSeq names its product cytochrome P450 71D9-like. The transcript has a single exon. NCBI's taxonomy places the organism in Eukaryota, Viridiplantae, Streptophyta, Magnoliopsida, Malpighiales, Euphorbiaceae. The record is from RefSeq and is a predicted model, not a curated record. The coding region runs from base 119 to 817 and encodes 232 amino acids. Gene Ontology annotation, molecular function: monooxygenase activity; heme binding; oxidoreductase activity, acting on paired donors, with incorporation or reduction of molecular oxygen.